Molecule: messenger RNA, 1351 nt
Organism: Trichechus manatus latirostris (Florida manatee)
Lineage: Eukaryota; Metazoa; Chordata; Mammalia; Sirenia; Trichechidae
Gene: SPMIP3
Product: sperm microtubule inner protein 3
Source: RefSeq, a predicted model, not a curated record
AUGGCUGCCAUCAAGUUACGAGAAUUUAUUGAUCGUCGCCCAACCAUCCCACCCAGCAUAUACAUUGCUCAUCAAGGAAAGGACCUUCGAGGCUAUUACCCGGGACAGAUUGCAAGAUUCCAUUUUGAUUAUAGUGCAAAGAGAUCUUCCAGACCUCUCAUAGACUUGACAAUUCCAUCCAAGGGAAAAAGUCACUAUCAGCCUCAAUUGGACCAACAAACUCUCAUUCGAUAUAUUUGUUUUCGAAGACAUUCAAAGCCUGCUGAACCAUGGUAUAAAGAAACCACUUAUCAAAGAGACUAUUCUCUACCAUUUUACAAGAUUGAUUGGAACCAGAAAUUAGGCACGGUAUCAUCAAAUCCUAGACCACUUAAUUCACUGCCAGAGCUCUGCUGCUGUAAGGAAGAGAAAGAUGGCUUUGAAAGAAAUGCUUUUAAACUAAAGUAACCAUGGCAUUCAAACAAAGUAACACCUGGCAUUCUUAGGAGACUCUUUUAGACUAAGACAAUGGUAGCUGCGCUGCUUUUAAGUGUAUAUCCAGAUGGCUACAAUCCUAAAAUAUUUACAGGUUGCAAAUUCUUUUCAGAUUAAGCUGGUCAACCUACCUAAGGGAAUCAAGAUCCAGCUUUAAGAGGCCUUAUCUGUUCUUAGCCCCACUACCAGUCUCGCUGCUGGUGCUGGAAAACCAUCUUUCAACUAAUUCAACAGUUAUAUGUGGGCCAGUUAAAAAUUUAAUUGUAUCUGCUCAAACUAUCAUCCCUGUUAAAAAAAAAAAAAAGACACUGGGGACAUAACUAAGGAGGAAGCCUACCGGCCCCAGAGGCCUUGAAGAGGCUCUGGACACAGAAACUGGAGCGGCUAUACUAAUCUCAGGUAGAAUCGACUAAAAAACAAAAAAUGUCACUAGAAAUAAAGAGGGACACUUUAUAAUAAUAAAAGGGUCAAUUCCUCAGGAAGAUACAAUAAUUAGCAACAUAUACACAACUAACAAGACAGCCCCAAAAUAUAUGAAGCAAAAACUGACAGAAAUGAAGGAGAAAGAGAAAAUUGAAAAACAAUAGAGACAUCAAUACUCACAUUUAAUAAUGGAUAGAACAACUAGGCAGAAAACAAGCAAGUAUAUAGCAGAGUUGAAUAACACAAGCAACCAAAUUAAUCUAGCUGACCUGUAUAGCGUACUCCAUCCAACAGCAGAGUACUUACUCUUCUCAAGUACAUGUGAGACAUUCUUCAGAAUAGGCUAUAAGUCUCAAUAAAUUUGAAAGGUGUGAAAUCAUACAAAGUAUGUUCUCGGACCAUAUGGAAUUAAAUUAGAAAUCAACAAUAGAAGAAAAUGAGGGAAAUCCACAAA